Molecule: messenger RNA, 1539 nt
Organism: Venustampulla echinocandica
Lineage: Eukaryota; Fungi; Ascomycota; Leotiomycetes; Helotiales; Pleuroascaceae
Exons: 5
Coding region: 1-1539 (512 amino acids)
Biological process (GO): DNA-templated transcription
Molecular function (GO): DNA binding; zinc ion binding
Source: RefSeq, a predicted model, not a curated record
AUGGCAGACGCGAGCCCGGAGCAGCAAACAUCCGAGGCAUAUCGAGAGAGCGGGCGUACAUUUUAUCUUGGGGAAGCGUUUAGUCUUGCCUUUGUAGUUAAGACCGUCUGCUCCCCGUCCGGUGACAACACCGAGGCUAGAGUGCACUAUCCCAUUCCUAAGUCGGUAGAUGACACCGCCCGCAACGUCUCCCACCAGAAAUCCCUAAUACCUGAGGAGCUAACCCUUUUGCGGGCGAAAGGGGCUUAUGAUCUCCCUCCAAAGGAUGUUAGUGAAAAGCUCAUUCUGGCCUUCUUCGAAAGUUUUCAUCCUGCAUACCAGGUGUUUGAUCGAGGAGAGAUAGCGGCGUUGUACGAGCAAGGCCGUUUGUCAUUCCUUGUCCUCCAAACAAUAUACUUCAUUGCCUCCACAGUCUGCAACAACGAUCUUCUCCGCGCGGCUCGUUUUAACAACCGCAGCCAGGCUCAAACAACAUUCUAUCUUCGAGCAAAAUCGCUGUACGAUUUUGACCAAGAGCGAGACAAGGUCAGGCUUACCGCGGUAUUAUUUUUGUUUGGAUUCUGGUGGCAAGGUCCGGAGGAUCAGAAAGAUACAUGGCAUUGGCUAGGCGCUGCUAUCAGCCUGGCACAGACUCUAGGGAUGCAUCGCUCUACAGUCAGGUCUGGACUGAGCCCUACCCAUCGGUCACUUUGGAAGCGGAUAUGGUGGUCGAUAUAUGUGCGCGACCGACACACUGCAGCCGCUCUCGGAUGGCCCGCGCGAAUACAGGACGAGGAUUGUGAUGUUGAACCACUUGAGCUACUGGAUUUUGCACCGAGGAGACGAAUUGCCCGCACAUAUUUUAAUUGUCAAAUACUUCUUCAUCGCCCCAGGGCCAUCAGUGUCGAAUCACCAACUGCCAUAAAACGGACUCCAUCGCAAGAGUCGCCACUGACGCUACAACCCGGAUCGCAGAGGAUCUGUUAUCAGCUGGGACGCUCAGACACAGCCAACUUCAUCUGGUACCUGCCCUUUUUGCUGCCCUUUCUGUCCACUCAAUCGUUAUCCGACCAAAGGAUCCGACCAAAGGAUCCUAUCCGAAGCCAGCUUGCCGAAAACAAAUCCCGACAGUGCAUGCUGGCUCUCAGCGAGCUGUUCAAAUCAUGGCCCGUAGGCGGAUGGAUCCUGCAACUCUUCAUCAACCUGCUAAAACGACUCACUGGCCGCGAUUUCGGCUUCCAGACUAGCGCUAAUUCUGGAGCUCCAAGACAAGGAAAUUCAAAACAAAGUCUACCUACUGCACAGCAUGGCCCAGACCAAAGCAAUGGCACUAUACCUGGGGGCGUUGAUGGGAGCCAGUACGAUGGGAUAAGGAAUUCCCAAACGGCCGAAGAUAAACAAAAUACGGCAUCACCAAUAACUCAUUAUUUUGAUGCGCAAACUCAGUGGCCGUUUGGCGACGACCUUCUCCCGUUUGAUUUCCUCAUGCAGGAUGCGUUUUGUGCGAUCCCUUUAUUCAAUGAUAAUUAUUCUAUAGACACCAGCCAGACCAACAACUAG